AUGUCGCUGCUCGACGACCUCGACGACGAGGCCUUCCUCCUCGCCGCCGAGGCAGCGGAGGCCGCGGCGAACGCGUCCUCCAAGCGCCCCCGCCUCUCCACCUCCCCGUCGCCGACCCCCGCCGCCUCCGAGGGGUCCUACCUGUCCGCGCUCAAGGGCAGCCACAGCGCCGCCUGGAAGCAGCAGCAGGAAACCCUAACCCUCGCCCACAAGCGGCCCGGCGGCUCCAAGGUCCCAGGCGUCUCCCCUGGCGGCGGCGUACAGAUCACCAAGGGCGCGUGCUUCAAGUGCGGGGACACCAGCCACUGGGCGAGAGAGUGCCCCCAAUCCUUGCAGGCAAGUGUCGGCGGCGUAGGAGGCGGAAUCGGCGGCGGUGGGGGCGGCGUAGGAGGCGGAAUCGGCGGCGGUGGCGGCGGCUAUGUGGAUGCGGGCGGGGAGGUGGAGGAGAAGGCGUGCCCCUGCGGCGCUGGGAUCUGCCUUGUGCUCACCUCCAGCACGCCCAGAAACCCCGGCCGCAAGUUCUACAGGUGUCCCACGCGGGACAAUGGAGGUUGCAACUUCUUUGAGUGGUGUGAUGCUCCAUCUCCAGGCGCUGCUAAUGCUCGCAGCAGCACAAGCUUUCAGUCAGAUGCAUCAAUUGUGAAUAUGCCUUGUUCUUGUGGUGCUGGAACAUGCUUAAUUCUCACGACAAAGGCGGGAGUUAAUGUUGGGAGGCAGUUUUAUCGGUGCCCAGCUCAGGGAGGUAGCUCUUGUGGCUUUUUCAAAUGGUGUGACGAUCAGCAGCAGCCUAGGACAGCUGCUCCACUGCAAGGUGGUUCAUCACCAUAUCAAGCUGGCGCUACCCCCACCAACCAAAGCAUGAGCAAGAGCUCUUCGGGCUGCUUCAAAUGCGGGCAAGAGAACCACUGGGCGAAGGACUGCCCGAAUCAAUCUUCGGAUCCUUACUCUGACAAAGGCGGUAGGACAUUAAGUUCAGCAACCUCAUCUGAUGGGUGUUUCAAGUGUGGUAAGGCUGGUCACUGGUCCCGCGAUUGCCCUGUUGCAAACAGUGGUGGUGGUGGUGGUGGUGCCGUCGCCAGCAAUGUCAAGUCGUCUUCUACUUUGGGCUCAUGGAACAGCAGGAGAUACUGA
Messenger RNA from Triticum turgidum subsp. durum (durum wheat), 1131 nucleotides. NCBI's taxonomy places the organism in Eukaryota, Viridiplantae, Streptophyta, Magnoliopsida, Poales, Poaceae. The record is from the annotation of a GenBank genome assembly.